CGAGCAACGUCUUGACCUAGCUUGCCUGCGCGUUCACCUGUGUCUCGACCCAAGACACUUUCGCAUGCCCACGCAUGUCGCCCCCGAUUGCUUACGCACACCCUCACACGUCCUGUUCGCAACUUCACGCCACGGCCCCGGUAUCAACGCAUUCGCUGGCAAGGCCCGCUACGUCUUGCGCGAUCCACCUUGCACUUGCGUCCUCGUAUUCGUUUGUGUCGUAGCCGCAACCCCGUGUUGCGACACCAACACCCUCGUCCUGCAUGCCCGCGUCCACGCUUCUGCUUGCGCUUCCACUUGUACCCGUGCUCGUGUUCGCGCUCGCACUCCGCAACGUUGCUUAGCAUAUCCUCUGGAUGCUGGACACACCCCCUGUGUGCCCGUGGUUGCAGCUCCGUGCCACGAUGCCCUCGACUUCACCACCGAACUCGCGUACCGUGACAGACGGCUCUUGAGUUGCCGAUUUUAUACCCUGCCGUUUGAACCAGAAUGCCCUCCUCCACCACCUCCAGAACCAGAAUGCCCUCCUCCACCACCUCCAGAACCAGAAUGCCCGCCGCCACCACCACCAACCUGCCACGAAUGCCUACCAUGCAUUGACUGUAAACCAGAUGCGGUGCCGGCCCAGCCCCGCGUUAUCGGCGGUACAGCUUAUGCCCCGCCUAGCGGCGCUAGCGGAACGGCGCCUUACUUCCCCGAUUAUAAAUUGAAUCCUGAUUUUGGUUCUGCCUCCACCUCUAAUAUUCACCGGAAACUGUUUGAUAUUUGUUCCGCUAUUUCUCUGCUACUUGCCACAAUAUUAUGCUUCUUCUAAAUAUUGAGAGGGAAAAAUACUGCCUAGAUGGCGCCUACUUAGAGAUUUGUAAUUCAGAUUUUAUUAUCAGUGAGUAUUAAUUUAGUAAAACUUUUAUGAGUAUUAUGGUGUUUCUUUGAUUUUGAGCAAUUUAAAUAUUUAGGGAGUAUCAACUUAAUGAAAAUGUUGUAAUAUUUGAAGUACCCAUUGUACUAUAUAUGAUUAAUAAAAUCAUUUUUCUUUG
Molecule: messenger RNA, 1037 nt
Organism: Rubroshorea leprosula
Lineage: Eukaryota; Viridiplantae; Streptophyta; Magnoliopsida; Malvales; Dipterocarpaceae
Source: the annotation of a GenBank genome assembly